This is a messenger RNA of Sporisorium graminicola, 546 nucleotides long. RefSeq lists its product as uncharacterized. Gene Ontology annotation, cellular component: nucleolus. Gene Ontology annotation, biological process: ribosomal large subunit biogenesis. The record is from RefSeq and is a predicted model, not a curated record. Lineage: Eukaryota; Fungi; Basidiomycota; Ustilaginomycetes; Ustilaginales; Ustilaginaceae. Bases 1 to 546 code for a protein of 181 amino acids. The transcript has a single exon.
AUGAGGAUCGAACAUUGCUUCUUCUGCUCUGCCCCCUGCUACCCGGGCAAGGGCAUCACCUUUGUUCGCAACGAUGCAAAGAUCUUCAAAUUUUGCAAAUCCAAAUGCCACAAGAACUACAAGUUGAAGCGCAACCCACGAAAGGUGCGCUGGACCAAGGCUUUCCGCAAGGCGAACGGCAAGGAGAUGACCGUCGACUCAACUCUCGAAUUCGAAAAGAAGCGCAACGUCCCCGUUCGCUACGACCGCGAGCUCGUCGCCACCACCCUCGUUGCCAUGAAGCGCAUCCAGGAGAUCAAGACGCGCAGGGAGAUCGCCUUUUACAAGGCUCGCAUGGCCAAAGCAGGUGUCAAGGCAAAGGCGAAGGAGGCCGACCGUCUCCUUGUCCACCGCAACGCUCAUCUCCGUGCCUCAAUCAACGCUGCCAAAAACACUGCCUCUACCUCCAGCGAAAAGAUCAAGGUCAAGGCCAACUCUGCGAAGCCGAAAUCCGCCCUUGUUGGUGCUGGCAACUCUGGUAUGACCAUGGGCAUGGACACCGACUAG